Molecule: messenger RNA, 867 nt
Organism: Beta vulgaris subsp. vulgaris (sugar beet)
Lineage: Eukaryota; Viridiplantae; Streptophyta; Magnoliopsida; Caryophyllales; Amaranthaceae
Exons: 2
Coding region: 1-867 (288 amino acids)
Source: RefSeq, a predicted model, not a curated record
AUGGGAGAAACACCAAGUCUCGAUGAUAUGCAGAGGCUAUACGACCAAAUGAGGGAAGAGAUGCUCGAAAUGAAGCAAGCUAAUGAGCAACUAGCCACUGACUUCUCAUCGUCGCAAGAAAAGAUUCAAAUCCUGCAAAAGGAGCUGGCGUCAUCCAAAGCCUCAAAGGUUCGACGUCGUGCCAAUAUGAACGACAUUCCUCUUAUGCAAAAUCUUUCUGAUUCAGAUAAUGCAGAAUCCAAAGAUGACACAGAGCUCGAAGACGAAGAACCCUCCAAUGACGAAGAAAAGAAUCCUGGUGAGCAUGUCUCCCAGUACAAGCAGCGGAUGUGGCAAGCGUCAAACCCUUGGCACCUAGUGGAAGCCGGUAUGUGCAAGUCUUUCGGAGCCACGCUCACCGGUCCUUCCCUCAAAUGGCUUGGAUCCCUGAAGCCCGGUAGCAUUGGCAAUUUUUCCACCCUCGUCAACAACUUCUACGAGAAAUUUGAAGGCAGUCGCAGACUGGAAAAGCAGACGAGCGACCUAUAUGGCAUCGUUCAAGGACCAAAAGAAUCUGUUCGCGAUUAUUAUAAUCGCUUUAACAAAGAGAUGAUUAGCAUUAAGGAUCUUGAUACUAAAAUUGCUAUUGAAUGUUUCAGGAAAGGUCUAAUUCUGCGACCAAAACUCUACAACCGUCUGACGAAGUAUCCAUGUCAAACGUUCGAGGAAGUCAAAUCACGAGCAUUAGCACAGAUGAGGCUGGAGGAAGAUGAUGCCAUCCUCAAUACCAUAUCAACGCGUCGUGCGCCAGAAAAUCCUAAUGACCCGAAGGCUUUCGUCCCCAAGAAGAAUAACUGGCGAAAUCAUCCAUACAGUCGUUCAAAUUAG